AUGGGAAGAGGCAAGUUCAAGGGCAAACCUACCGGCCAACGCCGAUUCUCAAGUGCAGCUGACAUACUUGCUGGCACUUCUGCUGCUCGUCCACGAUCAUUCAAACAGAAAGAAGCUGAGUACGAAGCUGAGAGAGAAGAUGUUGAAGAGGAUUCUGAGGAGGAAUCUGAAGAAGAAUCUGAAGACGAAGCUGAUGUGAAGAAGAAAGGACAUGAAGCUCUAAUCGAAGUUGAUAACCCUAACAGAGCUAAACCAAAGACCUUAAAAGCUAGAGACCUUGAUGCUAGUAAAACCACUGAACUCUCGAGGCGUGAAAGAGAGGAGCUUGAGAAGCAGCGAGCUCAUGAGCGAUACAUGAGGUUGCAAGAGCAAGGCAAAACCGAACAAGCAAGAAAGGAUUUGGAUCGUUUGGCUUUGAUUCGCCAACAGAGAGAAGAAGCUGCCAAAAAGCGUGAAGAGGAAAAAGCAGCUAGAGACGCUAAGAAAGUCGAUGCACGCAAAUGA
Molecule: messenger RNA, 504 nt
Organism: Arabis nemorensis
Lineage: Eukaryota; Viridiplantae; Streptophyta; Magnoliopsida; Brassicales; Brassicaceae
Source: the annotation of a GenBank genome assembly